This is a messenger RNA of Oncorhynchus keta (chum salmon), 312 nucleotides long. Its product is annotated as DDB1- and CUL4-associated factor 15-like. The record is from RefSeq and is a predicted model, not a curated record. The coding region runs from base 23 to 289 and encodes 88 amino acids. Lineage: Eukaryota; Metazoa; Chordata; Actinopteri; Salmoniformes; Salmonidae. The transcript has 3 exons.
CUCUAUUCAGUGUAGUGCGGUGAUGUCUCCUGCCUCCUCCUCCUCUUCCACCCCCACUCCUCAUUCUUCUCAGGAAGCAGGCUGCAGCGAGCCGGGAUAUGUCAACUACACCCGCUUGCAGUACCGCAUGCCACAGCCGGGGGCGCCAGAGCAGGAUGUAGGAGGUUAUGAGGAUGAUAAGGUCCAGCUGCCCUUCACUGUGACUGACCUGAAGGGACGUAACCUACAGCUGGUCACUGGGCCCCACAACGGACAGAGUGUGUGUGUGGAGCAGUUGACCUGUACUUGAGUACCUGAUCAACGAGGUGAUCC